Molecule: messenger RNA, 657 nt
Organism: Lasiodiplodia theobromae
Lineage: Eukaryota; Fungi; Ascomycota; Dothideomycetes; Botryosphaeriales; Botryosphaeriaceae
Product: Ribosomal protein l37 mitochondrial
Exons: 2
Coding region: 1-657 (218 amino acids)
Cellular component (GO): mitochondrial large ribosomal subunit
Molecular function (GO): structural constituent of ribosome
Source: RefSeq, a predicted model, not a curated record
AUGAUCUGCCCGCGCUGCCUCCUCCGCACCGGCUCGCGGGGCCUCCGCUCCGCCGCCGCCGCCAAUCGCGCCUUCACCACCACGCGCGCCGCAUCCGCAAAAGCGCCCACCACCGACGCCGCGCGGUCCGCCUCGCCCGCGCCGCCCGCGACGUCGACCUCGGCCGCGCAGCCGCUGAGCACGCCAUUGACGCCUUCGCCCGACGCCGCCGGCGUCGCGAAGCCCGGCAAGCCCUCCUCCGCGCCCGUCCUGGUGCAGAGCUCCGUGCCGGCCGGCACGCCGCUCAAGGGCCUGAACUUCCUCAAGAACAAGACCGACCCGGUCGCCAUGGAGGAUUCGGAAUACCCCGCGUGGCUGUGGACGACGUUGCAGCGCGAGGGCAAGAGCGAAGAGGCCGACGAGGGUGACCUGUUCUCGAAAUCCAAGAAGCAGCGUCGUCUAGCAGCGAAGCGCCUCCGCAAGCAAGCCAUGUUGAACCCCGACCUACUAGCACCAAAGAUCCCCGUCUACGAGCAGAGCAUCGACCUGCCCGCAGGAGACGGCACCGCCAAGGGCAGCCUGGAGGCGGACAAGGCGAGAGAAGACCUCACCAAGGCCAUGCGGGAGCAGAGGAGAAAGGCCAUCAAGGAGGCCAACUUCCUCAAGGCCAUGGGUUAA